ACCUGCGUGGGCUGUCGGGGUUGGCAGUGGCUGUCCUAUCUUGCGCGCUUGCUCAUGUGCAUUGCAUACGCAGAGACAGCCUUCUUCCAUCCUUCUCCCCAGCGCCUCUCGCCCGCUGCGCCGAUACCUCGACUGGCGACGACAAGGUUGACGACCUGAGUUGAAAACACCCAUCAAGCACCCAUCAGUCGGCUGCUCAUACGCAUCGAGGACUCAGCAGGACCCGCCUCUCCACGACACAUCGUCGCCGCUCCCCGACCUUCCCACUCCCAUUGCGCCAGCGACGGCGAGGUCGGCGCGUUCCAGCAACACAGCGCAUAUAAGGUCCUAACACGUCCUUCAUACAUCAGUAUAUCUUAUCAGAGUGCAAGGAGGCUCAUAAACAAGACUAUGGACCUGGGACGAAUGUUGUCCAAUGGUGACCAAGAAACUGCUGGAGCAGGCGACAUGAGGAGGCAAACUCAUCACCAUUCAACUCGGAAUGGCGCAUCAGGUUCAGAACCACACCACGAUACAAGAGCACACGCUGGGAAUACACAGCGCUCUUUGCGAGGUCAGCAUGGCUCCACCGCCUCGCCUGGUCACACUCAUGGGUCACCUGCAAAGAAGGACCAGAAGCAUGUUGUCUUCAGGCUCAUAGACCAGAAAGACCCUCGCAUUCAAGCUAGACUACCCAUGCGCGUUAUGAUCUCGCCACAUGAUACCACGGAAUCGAUCAUUACCACCGUCAAGAACUUCUACGGCCUAUACGAGUAUGGCGUCAGCUUCGAGAACGAGGAAGGCAUCAGCAUCAUUGCAGCAUGCGAUAAUUUUGACAACGACAUGGUGGUUUACGUUAGGACAGUCGGACCCCCUCCUGCUGUCAUCAGCGACCACGUGAGAGACUCGGCCAGCCCCAAGAAGCUGACCCUCGGCGCACCAUUCGAGAUGCGCCCGCCAACACACAGCAACGGACACUCGCCCUCUAGGUCUGCUGCUCGAUCUGCAGGAGUUCGUAGCGUGUCUCCUCACUCAGAGCUCGGCCGACGCAGUACCUCGGUUGCUCCUGGCGGUAAGCCAAAAAUGCAUAGAACGAAAAGUAAAGGUCAUAGCCAAAUGGGCGACAACGACGGGUACAGCAGCGGGGACAACGAUAAUGGCUCAGUCGCCAGCUCGAGGCGCUCCAAGGCAGAGGAGAUCAAAGCCGAUAUCACGGUUGAUAACAUCGUGGAGGGAGGUCGCAGGAAGCGAGCAUUCGAGAGCUCGGAACUGCCUCUCUUCGUUCCCCCACAGGUACCUAUGAGUACCUCUAUAUCGUCUAUCUCACCUCAGCGUCGCUCAGGUCCACACCUGGCGUCCCCGUACGCAUAUUCCAAUCAGCAGACAUUUUCGUACCAGCAGCCUCUGCCUUCACCUCAAAGUUAUAGCAAUGGCUUUGGCAACAUGCAGCCGCCGUUCCCGACAAAUCCAUAUCAGAAUGGUUACCAACCACCCAGCAGACAGCUGCGUGGGAAUCGCCUCAGCGGUGCAAGCUCGAACCGCAAUUCGAAUGGCGUCCUGCCCACCCCAGACCCUACGAUUGGCAGUGUCAUAUCCGAUGAGGAUGUUGCUCUGCAGCUGAUGAGACUCGGCGAUCCGACUGCCUUCUCUCAUGGCAGAACCUCGACCUCCACUAUCGAUGAUGCACUUAGUGGAAAAGCAGACGUGGCCUCGUCUGAUGAGGGCAGUGAAGACGACGGCCAGGAGGAGUCGGGUAAAGAGGAGGAUGAGGAGGAGGAUUUGAAGCUGCCCACGGUGCCAGCAUUCCCCAGGGAAGAGAUGGGACCUGCCAGAAAGAAGCAGCGCGUGUUGAACGAACUGCCAAGCGACGGGACAAGUGGUGAAGAAUACGAAGACCAGCGUGAUGGCAACUUUGGCAGCGAUGGCAUGGACAUUGACGGACAACGAAAGUCGAUCAAGACCAAAAGCAAAACUCGUAAGGAAGGCUCCAUGUUGAUGGGACGGGUGAGCAAGCCUCGCCAACUGUCCAUGUCUUCAAAGACGAAGAAGCCCUGUGCAGGCAGCAUCAAGGUGCCAAUGUCGCCGGCGUCCUUGACCUCGCAGACGCAGUCGCGAAAGGCGUCUGUUGCAUCCACCAUCAAUUUUCAGCACCAGCUUGGGGUUGAUGAAGAAGACUUGUCUUCCAAACCUCGCUGCCAGCGGUGCCGCAAGAGCAAGAAAGGUUGCGACCGUCAACGUCCGUGUGGUCGUUGCAAGGAUGCUGGAAUCGGAGCUGACGGCUGCGUCAGCGAAGAUGAAGGAAAUGGUCGCAAGGGCCGGUACGGGCGCCAUAUGGGUGUCACUAUCAAGAAGGGUGAGAGCGAGAAUGCUAUCGACGACUUGUCGCCGCCGCCACAUCAUACGCACGGCUUGAAGAGCACUUUCCUCGCUCCCGCUGCUCCCAACGGGGACAAGAAGCGCAAGCGGUAGCACCCAAGUUACAUCGACGCACCGCGACCACCGUUACCACGACUAAACAGAGCGCUUCAAGCCGCCUCCGAUCAUGGGUCUUCAUACAUCAAAACCAUAACCAAAAAAGUGCGGGUACUGGAUUAAAGGCGCUCUUUACGGGUGGAAGGCAUGCUGUUAAUGAUGGUAUGAUUUUCAUAUGUCGUCUGAGCUUUUGGCGAUAGGAACUAGAUUGGCCUUCACCGGCAGCGAAGGAGGCAGCCCGAGGAUGGCACUGCAGAAUGGUACGAGUUCCAUACUAGACAAGCUCGCAAAAGCUCGAAGACCAGAGAAUGAAUAGAGAUUGAUACAGUGGGAUUAGGAGGAUAAAGGAUCACCUAGUUUCUGGUGUCGGUGAAUGAGUUCAUCAUCUGCUGGUUAUUUUGUCCGAGUGCGAAUU
Sphaerulina musiva SO2202 is the source of this 2866-nucleotide messenger RNA. RefSeq lists its product as uncharacterized. Gene Ontology annotation, biological process: regulation of DNA-templated transcription. The record is from RefSeq and is a predicted model, not a curated record. Lineage: Eukaryota; Fungi; Ascomycota; Dothideomycetes; Mycosphaerellales; Mycosphaerellaceae. Bases 391 to 2448 code for a protein of 685 amino acids. Gene Ontology annotation, molecular function: DNA-binding transcription factor activity, RNA polymerase II-specific; zinc ion binding. The transcript has 3 exons.